Molecule: messenger RNA, 318 nt
Organism: Linnemannia hyalina
Lineage: Eukaryota; Fungi; Mortierellomycota; Mortierellomycetes; Mortierellales; Mortierellaceae
Source: the annotation of a GenBank genome assembly
AUGGAAGCCGGAGAUACCGUUAACGGAGCCAAGCUCUUCAAGACCCGCUGCGCCCAGUGCCACACCGUCGAGGCUGGCGGUGCCAACAAGGUCGGACCCAACUUGCACGGCCUUUUCGGCCGCAAGUCUGGCCAGGCUGCCGGUUACUCGUACACCGAGGCCAACAAGAACAAGGGUGUUGUCUGGGAGGACCAGACCCUCUACGACUACCUCGAGAACCCUAAGAAGUACAUUCCUGGAACCAAGAUGGCCUUCAACGGCUUCAAGAAGCCCAAGGAGCGUAACGAUGUCAUUGCCUACCUCAAGUCGACCUGCUAA